Messenger RNA from Octopus bimaculoides (California two-spot octopus), 3218 nucleotides. RefSeq lists its product as uncharacterized. The record is from RefSeq and is a predicted model, not a curated record. NCBI's taxonomy places the organism in Eukaryota, Metazoa, Mollusca, Cephalopoda, Octopoda, Octopodidae.
UGUCUUUAUAUAUGCCUAUAUACAUUUAUGCACUCACAUACAUAUCUUCUAACAUGUUCUUAGUUACUCAUGCCCCUCUAAAUUCAGAACUUUUGAGGGCUGCAAGUCACGUGAUAGUUGUGCUGGUGGGGGAACAGAAGCAACAAAAGCUUAAAGGAGCCGAGUAAUUCUCUUUUGAAAAAAAUCUCUGAUUUAUUUACUUCUUUAUUCAUUCAUUUCAGUGUGUUUUCAUCCUAUCACACCACAACAGGAACUUAACUGAUAUAGCUGCCAAGUUCCAAUGUCUGUUAUGGUGGUAUGCUGUCAGUUCCUUAAUUCUUUAUCUCUCCUUGUUGCUUUACGCUGCUUGUGGGAUUUGUAGAAAAUUUCUACUACAAUGGAUGAGGAAAAGAAAGGAGAUGUAUUGCUAGGAGUUUUACUACUUUUAUUUACGUUUGGAUUACCUACUGUCGUCGCUAGUGAUUGUGCAAAACACAAUCAAAGUCUCGACAUUGCAGCCAGGAUCUCUGAAAAUGGUAGUGAUAUCAACUGUGGAGACAAGCAUGUGAUUUUCAUUUCAGACGUUCAAGCUGAUGGCAUUUUGCUGGAACCUGUUCAAGAACACUGUGGCACCAAUCAUACAUGUGACAUAACACAAGUGUAUGGUGAAUCAUAUGUAGAGUACUAUUGUGUUGAUGAAUCUUUAAUCCUGGGUUGUGAAGAAAUUACAUCAAAGCACAAAGUAGUGAAAGAGGAUUUUGAUGUGCGAUGCUACAAGUAUACACAGCACAAGUUCAAAGAUUCAAUAUAUCCGUGUGGCAUAAUUCCUAACAAAUUUGCUAAUAAUAGAUGGCUAAUACUUCAAAGCCAAAGAGUUCAUGUAAAAACAUGCAAGGACUGUGAUACAGACAUGCAUCCUUACUAUCAGUAUAACAUUCCCAAUAAAAAUAUUGCAGAUGGAGAUUAUUUACAAACAAUUUUCUAUGAUUGUGACAAAGUGAUUUGGUUCUUACAUGUUAAUUCUGAUGACUGUGAAGGAAUUUUCAAAGAAUUCUUUUUGAAGACAAAUUCUGGUAAUCCAAAGUUUAACGAAAAUGAAGCAGUUGAAGAGAACAUUACAGGUAGCUACCCUACAGAAGUUGAAACCAUUUCUCAUUACGUUGACACCACUUCCUUCUUGCCUUCUCAAGAAGUAUCCUCUCUUCCUGGUUUCUACAAUGUUGAUAAAAGGAUGUUUCCACGAGAAAUUGUCAAUUACUUAACAAUAGGAAUUGCUGGUGGACUAACACUCAUCACUUUAACAGUGUGUUUUAUUGUCAUUUUGAGAAGACCAAAGCAAAAAUCUGUGGCAGCUCCGCCAUCUUCAGCAACUGGUUUAUAUGGUUGUACUCACCUUCCUGAGAAUUUUGAUGCUGCUUCACCAGAGGAAGAGAAUACUUAUUUUACUGUUGAAGCUGAUGAUGAGAUUAUUCAGAAAAAAGUUGAGGAAAACACUUACAAUUGUAUUGAUGAAGUUAAAGGGUCAAACCAGGAUCCUGUUGUUGAGCGCUACAGUAAAUUAAGGAGUCCAAGGACAGUGUUAGAGAAAAUACCCUCUUUGACUAUCAAAGACAACUAUGAUCAAAUUGUUGAAGAAAUGGUUCAGGGUAGAAUGAAUUCCACCUGUCCCAGAAUGAAGAAAGUAAAACCGAAUGGAUCUCUGAGAAAAACAGGUAGCCUUCAUCGGCAGGCAUCAAAAGAUUCAACAGCAAAGCCAGGUUCUCAAGAAGUUAAUGAGGCUAUAGUAUAUAAAGAAGUUCCAUGUUAUCAAUGUUCUUCUCUGUCUCCAGAAUAUUUUGACCGUGCCCUUCCAUCAGCUCCUCUGAUGGAAAGUGACAGUGCAUCAGAGCCUGAUGCAAUUUAUGAGAGAGUUGAUGAUUUACUCACUUCUGAUCAGGACAGGAACAACAGUCAGGUUAAUGACAUUUAUGAAACUGUUACAGAGCCAAAUGAAUUAAAAAGUCAGUAUUCCACAUUCCAAAGGCAAACAGAUGGUAACGUUGGUGAAAAUAACUCACAAAACAACUCUUUAAAACUAGAUAAUAAACCUGCAAUUGCCAAUGGUAAUCUUCAGCCACCAAGAAUUUAUGACCAUAUCUGUGACAAAUGGAACAACACAGAUAAGCCACUUCAUCUCAUUCCAUCUGAUGAAUAUGUAUAUACACAGUUACAAGAUGACACUACACUAGGGUCAUAAAUUGAUUAAGUGACAAAGGAAUUUCAUGACUUAAAGCAGCUCUGUCUUGAAAAAUAGGUUUUGUUCACUUCUCUCAAAACCAAGAAGCAUCAACACAAACAAUGACAACCAUUUACAUUUGCUGAGUUAUGAAGGAAUUUUUAAAUAUGGAAUAAAAAGUUAAUUUUUUUUUCUCAUAUUUUGGGUUGGGAAAUAUUUUGUUAUAUUUAAUGCUUAUGAUAAUAUCAUUUUUUACUAUUUCUUUUUGCAUAUAUUUUAUCAUAAAAUUUCUAUUUAAUUAUAUACCAAACCAAAUUUUGGCCCAGUUGUACCUACAGAUCUUAGAAUAAUAUUUCUUUUAAGAUUUGCAAUUUUUUUAUGUCAAAUUCAUUUUUGAAGUAACUUUUCUUAAAAUUAUUGAAGACAUUUCUUUCACAUUUGUACGAACACAAUUUAUAAUAUUCUUUUGUCAUAUUUAGUUAUCAAAGAUGUCAUAUUGACAAAGUGAAGACAAGUAUUUUGUUUAUUAACACACUUUUAUACUAAACAUGUUUUUCUUCUUAAAACAUAAUGACUUCAGUUUUUUUUUAUUAUAUAUCAUUGGAAAUACUUCACUCCAUAUUUUUGAUUUGGUUUGAAUUAGAUGAUUUUUUUUUUCCUGAUUUUAAAACAAAAGAAUAUAAUAAAGAAAGAGUGUGUUACACUCCCAUUUCAAAAGGCAGAUGUUCUUGACUAUAAUGUUUCAAUGUGAAUUAGAUGUCAGUAAGAUACUGUGGCAUAAGAUUUAAAGAGUAAGAAGAUAAGCAAAAAACUCAUGAAUAUUUCUGAAUACAAUGUAAUAAAAGGUGAUUUAUUAUUACUAUUAUUAUUAUCAUCAUCAUCAUCAUUAUUGUUUGAUUGCAUUUAAUGGAGUGGGGAUGCAUUUCUAAUACAGUCUGAGGAGAUAAAUAUAUUUGACUGCAAGACAGUCAAAGUUAAAGGUCUUGUUUCAAUUUCUGAUGAAAUAAAUGUUUCUUUUGUACAA